This is a messenger RNA of Encephalitozoon cuniculi GB-M1, 696 nucleotides long. RefSeq lists its product as uncharacterized. The record is from RefSeq and is marked provisional. NCBI's taxonomy places the organism in Eukaryota, Fungi, Microsporidia, Unikaryonidae. The transcript has a single exon. Bases 1 to 696 code for a protein of 231 amino acids.
AUGUAUGAGGAGCUCUUGAACUUUCUGCUGGCUCGAAAGAAGAAGUUACUGUCUGAGGAGGAGACGGAUAGACUCAUGCAACUCAUUGCCCAGUCGAUGGAGAUGGGAGAAAACCAAGAGGAGAAGAAGGACAACACGGCGUUGAUAAAGAAGAUUCUUGACAAUGUCGAUGUUGACCAGAUUGUUGAGGAUGAUACCGAGAGUAUGGAAAAUGCAAUAGACGAUUUGCUCUUUAACGAGUAUAGUGAUGAGAGCUGCAGCGAGGGGAUGAUGGAUCUGUAUGAAUCAGAUGACGCUGGCGAGCCGCUGUCCGAGAGGAAGUUCCGGAGAGGGGUAUUCAAGACAAGAACGGAGCCUGAUGGAAGCCUGGAGAUACCAAAGAGGACGAUUGGGAUUAAAGCAAGCACGAGAAGGGGGGCGGGAGCGUUGGACUUGGAUGCAGGUGAUGAGAAGUCUCGGGCCCAUGAGGCUGGAAACGGCAGUCCUGAGAGAAGCAAGGAUGCCCUUGAGGUUCGGGAGUUCAAGCUUCCUGGGUUUGACGUGAAGGAUGAAGGGCUUUUAUACGACAAAGGAUCCAAAAAAGGCUUUGAUCUCCCCGAGGCUUCUGAGUUUCAGUUUGAUCUUGGGGAUCUGAAGGAGGUGAACAACACUGGGCCUGACGUGAAGUUUUUUGACGAAGAUGGAAAGGAGCUUUGA